This is a messenger RNA of Thunnus maccoyii (southern bluefin tuna), 3525 nucleotides long. RefSeq lists its product as uncharacterized. NCBI's taxonomy places the organism in Eukaryota, Metazoa, Chordata, Actinopteri, Scombriformes, Scombridae. The record is from RefSeq and is a predicted model, not a curated record. The coding region runs from base 1 to 2841 and encodes 946 amino acids. Gene Ontology annotation, molecular function: tRNA binding; nucleotidyltransferase activity; double-stranded RNA binding. Gene Ontology annotation, biological process: regulation of translational fidelity. The transcript is spliced from 10 exons. Gene Ontology annotation, cellular component: cytoplasm; membrane.
AUGAUGAGUCAUUCCUCUCUAGCAAAUUUUGUUUUCAGUAAGACUGCUGUAAUGAUGACAACGCAUGUCAACUACAUGGCAAUACGGAAACUCAAUGGGUGUAGUCGACACAAGGCGGACCUGUGCAGCUUUUUCUGUUUGUUUUCGUGUGCUGACGUCACUCACGACUGUAUAAAGACUGCAUCCUCACAUCUGCUGAGUGUCGCUCCUGCUAUGGCUCAACUCAGCUCACUGCAUGUGUCCGUGGGCAUACUGGGCAUCUCUGGCGGUUCUCUCCUGCUUUUGGUGAACAACUAUGCCAGCUCUCCUGAAAAAGACUUCAUCCCCCAUACUGCACUGGGGAUUCUGCUCCUCAUCAUCGCUGCCCUCUUAGCUUAUGCAGGUAUCCGUCGCAGUUUGUCCCACGCCCAGCUGUUUUCCUCUGUGUGUCUGACUAUCUCUGCUCUGUGGUGUGGUUCAGGCCUGGUGUACAUCCUGGCAGGGCAGGGGGUGCUAAAGCCCACAGAGCUAAGAUCCUCUUUGAUCCCCGGCCUGGCAGCGUUUACAUUAGCCCUGCUCCUCAUAGGCAAUGUGGCACUUGUGGUAAAGAAAGUAGUUCUGUGUCUCAUAGCUGUCUGCAUUAGCUUAGCUUGUGCCCACCAAAUUGCCGGUCUGUCAGCUUCAGGUUUCGGCCAGUCUGCCACAGCUGCUAACUACCUCCUUGUCUGUCUGGUGGGUGUUUAUUUUGGUUUUGGACGUCUGCUGUCCAUCGUCACUCAUGGUAAAGUGGAACCUCCAGGAACUGGCCUGAAGAGAAAAGAUGAGCUGAAAACAGGGCAGAAGCAGGAGUGUAGUGAUGCAGUGUCAGUGGGUCUGGUGAUGAACUUACUUUCAGCCUCUGUGUUAGCCUGUCCUCUGUUAGGUGUGGUCCCUCAGCUCUUUGUCGGUCACGUCCCCUGGCUGUGGACAGCUGGAGUCUUCCAGCUUGGCAUGUGUGUCCUCUUCUACCGAGCCAUGGACACACUAGCUGCUACUUUUUACGGCUUCACUGCUCUCCUGAGAUUUGCAGAGGGCUACAGUGCUCUCCUAUCAUUCUACAAAGUGGAGCCUUUCUCCCCGGUUCCCUUCCCUGUCGUCUUCUCUGUGCUUUUCUUCAUCCUGGCUCUGUUUAGUUGUCAGAAGAGUUUGCUGGAGGGGUUCUACCAGUUGUUCUUUUCAGCGUAUUGUAUCGCCAUUGCAGCCCAGCCUCGAGGCUUCUUCCAAGGAGGCACUCAGGGAGUACAGGCAGCUAUAUUUGUAGCCUCUGCCAUCAUGCUUUUAAUUACCGCAUUCAAUAUGGUCUCCACUAAAAUGAUUCCCACAGGGCAGGGCUAUUUCAAGGCUUUAGUAACCAGGACGCGGGGUCUCACUCUCAGAGCCCAUGAUAAAGAGCUCCAUGCACCUCACCUGGGCUACUCCAAAUAUGCAGACGCAGAAGUGUUAGGCUACGCCUGCAGUGUACUGGCUGCUUUUGCUGUCACAGCCACAAUUGGUGACAGAAAUCCUCUGUCUGUGCUGGUUCUGCCCUGGGUGGUGGUGGCUGGUGGGGCACUUCAGCUGCUCUGCGGCUCGGUUGCUUUCUCUCGGGGUAAAACCUUUGAGAGCACAGUUUUUAUAGUCUACGGGGUGAUGUGGACAGUGUGGGGGUUGACACGAUACGGAGGUCUGUACGGUGAUACCAGAGGCUUUAAUGUGGCCGUCGGGAUCAUCUGCUUCAUGCUGUUUAACUGUUUAGUGACAGUGGCGGCACUGUUUCUAAAUGUUGCCUGGUUUGUCUAUGCAUUCACCUUCCAGCUCAUCCUCAUUAGCUUCCUGCUGGAUGCAGUAGGUGCACUGCCUUAUGGUUAUGACAUAGGAGUCACCAUCAUCUUUGGCCUUGUUAGUUUUUAUUGUUUUUUGGCUCACAUUUUCAACAGCACCUUCCAGACCCCCCAGAUCCCCUUAGGAAAACCUUUAGUGAAGCUGAGUGGGGUUGGAGGAGGGGCAGAUAUCUGUCCUCAUGUGCCGGCCCGCAAGGCUUCAUCUGUCCAACAGAUUGCAGAAAUCAUGAAAAAUGGUGGCAUAUGUGGAAUGCCUACAGACACUGUCUAUGUGCUGGUGGCAGCUUGCAACAGGCCAGAUGCAGUUGUCAAAGCUUACAAGGUGAAGAAGCAGGCGCAGGACCGACCCAUGUCCCUGUGGAUCUCUUCCAUCAAGCAGCUGGAGCCGGUCCGACAUCUGCUGAGCCCUCUGCUCCUGGACUUCAUGGAAGCUGCGUGGCCCUCCUCCAUCAGCAUGGUCAUACCCAGAGGCCCAUGGAUGGACACCUUUGGUUUAGGAGAAGCUGCCAAACACAUAGGGACUCCACAAAGCAUCGCUAUCAGGAACCCAGACUGCACUGUGGCCACACACCUCAUUAACCUGGUGGGGCCCAUUGCUGUGACCUCAGCCAACCCUACAGGCGAGGCAGACACAACUCACCACAACCAAGUUUAUGCCAAGCUGGGCAACAAGGUGGACGGGGUGUUAUGUGAUGGAGCCUCGCCAGAGAACAUUGCAUCCACUGUGGUUGACUGCACAAAGAUUGAAACAGGAAACAUUGGUUUCUUCAGAGUUGGUCUCAUUCCUAAAUCCAAGGUUCUUCAGAUCUUUGAGGAGGUUCAGAGGCGGCACAGACAAGGGCAGACGAAUCCUGCUUUUGAAUAUGAUAUAAAUCUGCCAGAUACACAAAUAGACAGAGGUUCAGGAGAGGACAAUGCAGCAGAGUCGGGAAGAGGAAGUGGAAGCUCAACACCACGCACUAAUUCCCCUGAUCAAAGUCCAGUCCUUAGAAAUGAGUCAUAGUAUCAAUGCACUGCUUCAAAAUGCUGCCUGCUGCAUUAUAAAUAAUAUAUUGUAAUCUAAUGUGCGGUUGUUGUAAAGUUGUCAAAUGAAAAAAUCACGCACUGAUUGGCAUCAUUAGCCAUUCCUUUCUUUGAGUAUGCCCUCUGAACAACCAUGAAGAAUCCCAUAAGCUGUGUUUUAUUUUGGCCACACUGAUGUCUUUAUCAAGUAUGUUGUUUUGUGUAGUUCUUAGAGCCAACUGUAUGUUAAGUGUUAAUAACACACAAAUGUUCAUGCAUCAUUUGUUAUAUGACUAUAUAUGUGUAAAUUAUGGUGUGUAAUAUAUUAUGUACAGAUGUUUUGCUUAUGUUGACGGUCAAGUCAAACUUUAUAUUUUAUAUCUGUAUACCAGAUAACAUGAGUGCACUUACUGUGUAUAGUUUUAGGAUAAUAAAAUUGCACUACUUCCAUACUCAUCAACAAUUACACAUAUACAGAAAAACAUACACACACAUACAUAAAAAAAACUAAACAAUUUAAUGAAAUGAAAAUAAUUCAAAGACAAGCACACCUCUCCUAUAAUCACCUCUCCUGAUAAUGUGCUUAAAUUUCUGCUGUCGUGAAAUUUAAGCAAAUUAUCAAUACUGUGACAAUUUAAAUCAUAUAGUUAAAAGAUAUCAGCAGAAAUAAGUAAUAAAAUAUGUA